Cannabis sativa is the source of this 1196-nucleotide messenger RNA. Its product is annotated as polygalacturonase-like. The transcript has 7 exons. NCBI's taxonomy places the organism in Eukaryota, Viridiplantae, Streptophyta, Magnoliopsida, Rosales, Cannabaceae. Gene Ontology annotation, biological process: pectin catabolic process; anther dehiscence; fruit dehiscence. The record is from RefSeq and is a predicted model, not a curated record. The coding region runs from base 1 to 1050 and encodes 349 amino acids. Gene Ontology annotation, molecular function: polygalacturonase activity.
AUGGUUCCUCAAAAUAACAACUAUUUGCUUAAACCAAUUGUCUUUCAGGGCCCCUGUAAAUCAAAUGUGACAAUUCAAAUUGAGGGAACAAUAGAAGCAUCAACAGAUCGAUCAGACUAUAGUGGUGCACAUGAAAGAAAUUGGCUUAUGUUCCAAAAUGUUAACAAUUUAAUAGUUGAAGGUGGUGGAACCAUUAAUGGCAAUGGACAUCUUUGGUGGGAUCUCUCUUGCACCACAAACAAAACACCUUCUUGCAUCACUAGAGCACCAACGGGUUUGAGUUUUGUGAGCUGUAAUAAUUUGGUUGUGAGAAAUAUAAAUGUAAGAGACUCACAGCAAAUGCAAGUCAUGUUUGUGAAUUGUAACAAAGUCAAAGCUUACAAUCUGACAGUGACAGCACCAGCCCAUAGUCCCAAUACAGAUGGGAUACAUGUAACACAUUCUCAAGACAUUGAAAUUUCCAAUUCUGUUAUUGGAACAGGUGAUGAUUGUAUUUCAAUUGUGAGUGGAUCCAAAAAUAUUACAGCUACAGAUAUAACAUGUGGACCAGGUCAUGGAAUAAGUAUUGGAAGUUUGGGAGGUGGACACUCAGAAGCUCAUGUUUCUGAUGUAUUUGUUCGUCGAGCUCAAUUUUAUGAAACAACUAAUGGAGUUCGAAUUAAGACUUGGCAGGGAGGUGUUGGAGAGGCAAGCAACAUUACAUUUCAAGAUAUUGAAAUGCAUAAUGUUCGAAAUCCAAUUAUAAUUGAUCAAAACUAUUGUGCUCGUAGUACUACACCGUGCCAAGAACAGGAGUCUGCAGUACAAGUCCGAAAUGUUUUAUAUCAAAAUAUUAGAGGUACAAGUGCAGACGAAGUUGCAAUAAAAUUCGAUUGCAGUCAUAGCGUUGAAUGUGAAGGAAUUGUUCUAGAAGAGAUCGACCUUCACAUUCAUAGUCACCGUCGAAAUAACAGACACAAUAAUAGAGGAGAUGGAGAUACUGAAGCUGUAUGUAGAAACAUACACUUCACUAAUAUUGGACACGUUUUUCCUUUGUGUCCCAAUUAUUAGUUUUAUUAGAGCAUUUUAUUAGUGAUAUAUUUUAUUAGUAUGUAGAAACACAUUGAGAUUUUAUAUUUGAAUAUAUUUACAUAUAUAAAUUACUUAUUUAAUCACCUAUUUAAUGAAUGAAGGUUAAAUAUUUCUGUUUAUUGCAA